CAUGUAUGUUUUGAAACGAUCCCCCAGGUAAGAAAAGCGCUCUUCAGUGUGAAGAUAGCUUCAGUCAGUGGAGAAGGAACAUGGCGAGCUGAACUUUUCGUAUGGGGCAGGGAACCUCCAUAACUCACGUAACCACGGUAACGGGCCAUCUGCUGAAAAAAAGGGGAUAUAACUGUAACAGAACUCAAAACAUUGAGCUUCUAGAAUAAGGAAACUGACCAGGGACUGCUAAAAAAUGGCAAACCCUAACUACAAUGACGGAGCGGAGCUGUUUCUGGACAUACUUACGAAGGAAGAGAGGGAAGCCCUUCUCACAAAGAAAAUGGAGGCCAUUCGUAAAAAGAAUGACAUGAUAAGAAUAAGACAUGAGGUAUACGAGGCCAAUGGCCACCAGAACAAACCAGAGAUCCAGGCUGACAAGUGGACCUCGGUCAGUCCUAACCACAAGGUGAUCGAGACUGGACCAGGCCCCCUGCCCACCAGGCAGCAGCCGGACAUGCCCCAGAGGGGCUCACAGUCUCCUAGAAAGGAGACCAGACCUCUCAACGGAGAGGAGAUCCGACAAGUUGACCACAGCGACCGCUCCGAUAGAUCCCCAGAGAAGAAGCCCCAAAAACUGACCACUGGACGUGGCAAACAGCUCGCUAGGAUGAGCAAAGAGAAGCUCAAGGUGCAGGAUAUCCAGAUCUCCAGGUCCCUCGGUGACGUGGGACAGUCGAGGUCGAUAUCUAUGCAUGACAACCACGACCCGCCAUACGGCAGGCAGGGGUCGUGGGGAAGCAAUGGGUCUGAUGGGUCUGCCACCAGGCACACUGAAGGAUUCGAGUCUAGAAUCUUUCGCAGACACGUUGAUAAGCAGGUGACCUUUGAGGAUGAGGGUCAGAGUUCCCCUCCCCGAGUGCAGCAGCGUGGCAAUAUUCAACCGUAUCAGAGAGGCAAUCAAAGACCAUUCCGACGCAGUUGGGAGAAUAACGGGGAAAGUGAUUUCCCGCCAGAGUUGAAAAACAAUCCUCUACUGAACAGUGGUAGAGGUGAGCAAGACCGCAACCGAGGCGGUGGGCCUAGCAACCAAUGGGAUCAGCAUGAUCGCCGCGGUAAUUUCUUUGCCAGUGAACGGGGGAACAGAGGUCGAGGUUUCAACCAAAAUGGACAAGGUUUUAGGAAUAAUAAUAAUAACAACAACAGGAGUGACUUCCAGAAUCAGAAUAGCUCUAACUGGGGUAACAGGAAUCAGAAUGGGAACCAACAAGCAGGUAACGAUUGGCCGAGACGAGACAGGAACGGUUUUGACAGGAGGGACAGAAAUGAUAUCUACGAUCGUAGAGAUAACUACCGUGACGCGAGGGAGGAGUACCGACAUGGUGGGAGGGGAGAGAACUCUAGACAGGCUGGCAGGGAAGAUGACUCAAGGCAGGGUUUUGAUAGACCCGGUCAAGGUCAGAGAGGUCAUGGGGUUGAGGAGACCCGGCCUUAUCAGCGCAGCGAGAGCAGAGAGGAUGGGCAUAGUUUUGGUCCGCCUCCCGACCCGCAGUACAACUUCCUGUCAGACCGCACCCGGGACAAGCCCCGUCUAGCGGCAGAAGCCAACAGGGAGAAGCGACUCUCCCAGGGGGAGAAGGAGAACAGGGGAGACCAGAACAACAACAACAAGGGGGAGGCAACGCGGAGACACCCCAAGAAUUUCGGAGGAACAGACUUCAAUAAUGUGAAGAGUAAGAUGAAGGAGGUGAAAGAGAGACAGGAAUCGCAGAGAUCACCGCCAAAGACGAAAAUGGAUCUGGCGAUGCAGAUGACGGGCAAGGAGCGACGUCAGUACUCAGACUGGAAAAACGAGCGCGAGAAAGUAGAUCAGGCUCGCGUGGACCGAUCUAAAAAUAAUAACACAGGCGAAUGGAGACGGGCAUGGGACGUGGAGAAACAAGAAGAAGCCCAGGAUGGUGCUUUACACAUGGAACCGGGACAACGCCCAGGUAGAUCGGGUCGUAUAGGGAGUGGUAGGUUUGAUCGGGGAGAGCGUGACGACAGACAGCGAGGGGACGCCCCUGGGUCCAUGAAAGUUGAAGACCCCAAUAGCAUGGACAGUUGCAUGAAGAAUGACCUGAGUUUAGACAAAGAUGACAAGGUCCCAGGGGUAGGAAGGGGACGUGGCCGAGGAAGGGGCAGAGGUCGUGGGCGUGGCAGAGCAAAGGAACGGGCCAGGACCAACUCAGACGAAACACGUAGAGUGGAAAAUAACAAUGACCUGCUGGUGAUCAAGAUAGAUAACUCUCCGGGAAAGAACAAGGAUUCCUCUGUCGAGGUGGAGUAUUCAGAUUCUGAGACACCCAUCAUCACAACACGCAAACCGGGUCAGCGACCUAAUUCGAUGGCAGGUAACCCGACGACUCCAGGGGAUAAGGACGAGCUCUGGUGGGACGAAGACUUUGAAGACAUUCCUCUGACCAGCACUGAGCCUGACAGUGCUGACGCUCAUAUCGAGGAGAUCCUCACUGAUCCACAGGAUGACGACUAUCACGACAGCCAGGAGCAGGGAGAGUUCAUUGAGGAUGGGCAGUUUGAAGACAUAGACGGUCUCCAUGGUAGCAGGACGGGGCCAGUGAGGGCCAGCCAGGUGAGUCAAGGGGACACUGACGAGUGGGAGGACUGUGAGACAGAGGAGUUCAUUGGCACUCAGGAGUCCAGUGAUAGUGCGAGCAACAAGGGAACAAAAAGUCCACACCAUUCCUUAUCACCGGAUGAUGCCCUGAGGCUGAAUAUGCAUGCAAAGAACCUGAAUCCUGAUGCUCCGGUGUUUACUCCCACAUCGCCACUGUCACCAGAGACGAUGAAGACCCCAGAGGGACAUGUCAAGGUGGUUGACUGGGCUGCAGAAAUGAAGACGCCUACGCCAGCCACCAGUCCAGAAAACAACAUACCUUUAUCAGGAAAAUCUGCGAGUCCUGUUUCGAAAGCAGUAAGCCCAACAAGCUCUAAGGGCGCCAAAACAGAGGGGACUUCUCAAGUCCAACCCAGAAGGAUUGAGAAGGAAUUUGUGUCUCCAGAUAAACCUCAAAAUGAUGUGCAAGUCAAGUGUGCAAAUGCAGAAGAAGCAAAGGAAAAGGUUGAAAAGGAUGAAAUUAACAAAGAUUCUGAUGAAUCUAAGAGCCUAUCAAAGGACUCGGAGGCUAACGAAGCCAACAAACCAGUUGGCAUAACCAGUACCAAUGUGGUUGCUGGUGAAAAAGAAGCCAAUGAAAUAGUUGGUGAAACCACUGCUAAUGAGGCAAGUGGUGAAAACACUGCAGUUGCUAACAGCGCUGCAGACAGCGAGAUAGAAAAGCAGAUGGCCAGCUCCGAUAACGCGGCUCAUGAUGUGAGCCAGGGCCCUUCAGAGGAGGAGAGGACCACCCAAGAGGCACCAAGGGCUGCUGAGGGGAAUAUAGGAGGGCCAGAGGAGCAGAACAGGGAACAUGGAAAACACAGUGCUGAAACUGGUGCUGAUGUGGAGGCAGCCAGUUAGAAACUAUUCGUGUUUGCAUAUGUUCAUCACAAAGACUGAUGAACAUCCUGGUCCAUAGAACUCAUAUUUCGUCAUCGUCAUGGUGUCUAUGGCCGGGCAACUGUUGCUAUAGAAGCAAGCUUUCACAACUUUCGCAAACAUCUUAUUGAGAAAUAUGUGAGAAUGAUGUGAAAUGAUGUCUUCUGUAACAUCAAAAAAGGAGUUGAUUUACUUAAUAAGUAAUGUAAAAUCCUAUUAUUUUAUAUUGAUUUCACAGAUUUACAGAUUUGUAUAGACAAGCCAAUAUCAUAGCGUAGUGUCAUUUAACAUUUCUAUUUAAUAUAAAUAAUAUUUAAUGUGGUCUUUGUUUGUUUAAUAACAGAUAUAUGAAAUGUUAUUUUAUUAAUCAUUCUUUGUAAAUUUUAUUUUCUAACAUCAUUUAAACGUCAUUUUGGUGAAUAGUUUUUGCUGCUUUAUGUGACUGAAUUGUCACUUUGCCAUCUUGCAUUUUUUGGGAUAAAAACAAUUUAAAUGAAGAAGGCCUAUAUGUCUAGCCCUUUUGUAAUGUUACUUCUGAUAUUGAUUGUUAUUUACAAUUUUUACUUAAUGAUUGAUAAAAUUGUGUGUUGUUGAACCACUUGUUGCCAAAACUCUUUGAUAUUCUAUUUAUUUUGUUCUUUCUUGUUGGCUUUGGUGUAACGUAAUCUGUCUUCCAUUUGUAUUCAGUCAAUUUUAGUGUUUAUGAGUCGCGUUUUGAGAAAAAUGGGCAUAAUGCAUUUGCGUAAAGUGUCGUCCCAGAUUAGCCUGUGCAGUCCACACAGGCUAAUCAGGGACAACAUUUUUCGCUUUUACUAGAUUUUCAGUAAAAAGGGACUUCCUUUAAACAAAAAAUACCAUUAAAGCAGAAAGCGUUGUCCCUGAUUAGCCUGUGCGGACUGCACAGGCUAAUCUGGGACGACACUUUACGCACAUGCAUUAUGCCCGGUUUUCUCAGAACACGACUCAUUAGUUGUUUUUAUCUUAUGAUGACAUAUUUAGAAAACUGAUUGUAUACCAUUGUUUUUAUAAUUGUGAUAUGCUGUCCUUUAUUUAAAAAAUGAACAGUUUUUGACCUUCACCUUUUUAUUAUAAGGAUUAAAAUACAUCCUGUGUCCAUGGGCACUUAUUCAAUGUUAAAACAAAUAGUUUGUAAUUUGCAACCAAGCACAGAACAUUUGAUUUGGUUAUUUGUGUCGGUUAAAACAGAAAUCUUGCGUUAUAAAACAGAAAUCUUGCGUUAUGAUACUUAUAUAUAUUUUUAUGAUUGAAAUUUUUUAUAAUACUUAUAUAUAUUUUUAUGAUUGAAAUUUUUGUUGUAGUUUAUUUCCCGUUUCAUAAUGCAUUCAAGCUUUCAUGUGAAGCUGAAUUUGAUCACCUUACAUUAGGGGAUGGUGUUUUAUGGGAGUUCAACAAAAUCUUCUGAUACUUAAUGUUAUUUUGAGAUGCCAGUAAUGAUAAUAGUCACCCAAAUACAUUUGUUAUAAUUUCAAUUAUUUCAAAACUAAAUUAUUACUGCUUUUGAAAAUGGUUGUCUGAAUGGUUUUGUGAUGUAUAAGGUACAUUUGUUUUGAUAUUUGCCUUUGCAUGUUUUAUCCACAGGAGGUUUGAACAAAUUAAAUGAACAUUUACAUUGUUUGGGUUAAGAAUUAAUGUCAAUGUUGUUUAAGGCACAGAAUGUUUUAAAUGUUGUGAAGCUGAGGCAAUGAACAAUGGUACAUAUCAAGUAUAAAGGAAUUGUGUAUCUUUAUUUUGAGAGUUGAAUGUGAUACUCAAGUAUCUGCAUAUUAUUUCUAUUUCUUAUACAAAGUUUUUGCACUCACUCCACAAUUUGUGCCUUAGCACCGUAGCUGAUCUGAAGAACAUUUUGAUGUUGUUACAGUGUUAUGUGUAGUGCCUAGCUUUAAAAUUUAAUUUCUAUUUAUUUAUUCCCCCAUUUUAAGUUUAAUUUAAAACGGCUUAAAAUUGAAGUUUUUUGCAGUUUAAGUGUGUGCCCCCUAAGUUCAAUAGCAGUGUGUUGUAGGAUCUUAUAGCAGUGUGUUGUAGGAUCUUAUAGCAGUAACCUUGGUGUACUGUCAAGCUGUUGUGUAUCUAAAGGCAUCAACAAUGCAGUUAUUUGGACUCAUCCAUUAUUUACUUAAUUUUUAAGAACUAUUUUUCAAUCAUACAUUUAUUGCUAAAACAGAAUUUUUAGUAUGCUUGUUACCACGUUUUUUCAUCC
Molecule: messenger RNA, 5735 nt
Organism: Dreissena polymorpha
Lineage: Eukaryota; Metazoa; Mollusca; Bivalvia; Myida; Dreissenidae
Product: coiled-coil domain-containing protein 9-like
Exons: 14
Coding region: 236-3499 (1087 amino acids)
Source: RefSeq, a predicted model, not a curated record